UGAUUCAUGUUGUAAGUGCCAAGUGGCAGCUAUCUGAGUCAACAUUGUAUAAAACCAAUGUACAUUCCAAGCGACGCCCCAUCUUUUUAGGCCUGUUUUUCAUCUUCUCUUUUCCUUUUCUUUUACUGAUUCAUCUCUCAAAUUGAACAGUGAUCCCCAUCUUCAUCACAAACGCAUGCCGUCCUCAUUGAUUCACUCUGUUUGGGUUUAACAAGCAUAUACAUUGUUACCCAUGGCCAAGAUCAAGAUUGGCAUCAAUGGAUUCGGAAGGAUUGGCCGGUUGGUGGCCAGAGUUGCUCUGCAGAGAGAUGACAUCGAACUCGUUGCCAUUAACGAUCCUUUCUUGACUGCUGAUCACAUGAGAUACAUGUUUAAGUACGACAGUGUUCAUGGGCAGUGGAAGCAUGGCGAGCUUAAGGUUAAGGAUGAAAGCACACUUCUCUUUGGCGAUAAGCCUGUUAAAGUUUUUGAUUCUCGUUCUCUACUUACCUUACCUGAUGAAAUCCCAUGGGGCGAUUCUGGUGCUGAAUUUGUCGUUGAGUCCUCCGGAGUUUACACAGAUCGGGAGAGAGCAUCUCACCACCUGAGGGGUGGUGCAAAGAAAGUUAUCAUUUCUGCCCCAAGUGAUGAUGUUCCCAUGUUUGUUGUGGGUGUUAAUGAGAAGGACUACACUCCAGAUCUUAACGUUGUUUCAAAUGCAAGCUGCACUACUAACUGUCUUGCUCCACUGGCAAAGGUUAUCCACGAUAAAUUUGGUAUCAUAGAGGGUCUUAUGACCACUGUCCAUUCUAUUACUGCUACUCAAAAGACUGUUGAUAGUCCACUAAUGAAAGACUGGAGAGGUGGUAGAGCUGCUGGCCAUAACAUCAUUCCCACUAGUACUGGAGCUGCUGAGGGUGUUGGUAAAGUGCUGCCGGCACUAAAUGGGAAGUUGACAGGAAUGGCCUUCAGGGUUCCCACUGUUGAUGUUUCCGUGGUUGACCUCACAGUGAGACUUGAGAAGAAGGCUACUUAUGAUGAGAUUAAAAAUGCUAUCAAGGAAGAAUCUGAGGGUAACCUAAAGGGAAUCCUCGGAUAUAUGGACGAUGAUUUAGUGUCCACUGACUUUGUGGAUAACCACAGGUCAAGCAUUUUCGAUGCCAAGGCUGGAAUUGCUUUGAACGACAACUUUGUGAAGCUUGUCGCGUGGUAUGACAAUGAAUGGGGUUACAGCUCACGAGUCAUCGACUUGAUCUGUCACAUGGCCACAGUUACAUGAGCAAUGUCAAUUCCUUAAUCACAACUGCAGCUAGGUUUCGACCAUGGUUAAAACUGAUUCUUUGGAAUUUAUAGUUCAGCUGACUCCAGAGCGUUAGAGAUUUUGUUUGGGAUAAAUUGAGAUGCCUUCAGUACCAUUCUUCUGUUGUUAAUCCAAGAUAGAAUGAAACACUUGCAAGGUAGCAUUUCUUGGA
Rosa rugosa (rugosa rose) is the source of this 1451-nucleotide messenger RNA. Its product is annotated as glyceraldehyde-3-phosphate dehydrogenase, cytosolic-like. The transcript has 11 exons. Bases 233 to 1258 code for a protein of 341 amino acids. NCBI's taxonomy places the organism in Eukaryota, Viridiplantae, Streptophyta, Magnoliopsida, Rosales, Rosaceae. Gene Ontology annotation, biological process: glucose metabolic process. The record is from RefSeq and is a predicted model, not a curated record. Gene Ontology annotation, molecular function: oxidoreductase activity, acting on the aldehyde or oxo group of donors, NAD or NADP as acceptor; NADP binding; NAD binding.